UGUGACAAAGUUAGUCUGUACGUUCAUGGCGGCAUGUUUUGAAAUUGAUGCUCAAGUUUGCCUCUGACGACAAUAAUCCUACACAGGAGCCCAGUUUAGUGAUAAUCUGCAUUGCAGUAAAAUCAGAUUUGUUGGGCUUCUGGACACUUUCAGUCAGAUGUGUGUGCAGUUACAAUGGAUGCCAGCAACUUGGAUGAAUUGAAGGAGAAAUUUGAAGUCAAGAUUGAGGGACUCACAAGAUGUAUCAACUUAUCCUCAGCAGUUUUGACCCCAGAUGGACUUGAUGAAAACUGCAAGAAACAGCUGGUUGCCAUACACACUGAGCUAUGUCUCGUUGAGUCACUGAUUGGGCAAAUGAGAGAUCUUGUUGAUUUAGAAAAACAACAUCUUCAAAGAGCCCAGGUCCUCAAAAGUAAGAUGGAGGAUCAGGCAGAACACAUUCAGUACAUUGAAUCUCAUAUUCCUGACAGAUUGCCUGGAAGAGACCUGAAAGCCUUUACAGCUGUGCAAUCCAAGAGUCGUGCCCCCCUGGAAGUAGUAGAAAACAACAAAGGUAACCACGGCAACCAUGGCACUCAGCGUAAACCUUGCAGUAAAGAUAAUGACGUGAUCAAAGAUGCCAAGAAGAAAAAGGCAUCAAUUCCAACGAUGGAGUUUGUGACAGUGGAAGAAUUUGAAGGUGUACCAAAGUACAUGAAGGGAAGACUGAACUAUGAGACUAUCAACACAGCAGUGGAGAUUAUAAACAUCGCAAUCAGAACGCGGUAUUCCUUGCUACAAAAACCCAGAAAUACACUGAGUGAGAUGUCUCUGAAGAAAGUCCGUCAGUUGAGGGAACAGGAGAACAAAGAUACUAAAGGUGUUUACUUCUUCACUGAAGAAGACUUCAAAUCUAGCAGUAAUGGGCGCUGUAGUACAACAGCUCGUUCUAUCUUUACAAUCUUACGACACUGUGGAAGACUACGUGAAAUAAGAAGCUCAGGAUUAACACGGUAUGCUUUAGUUCUGUGAAAGUACAGGGAAUGGAGUUUGACAUCCAAAUUUGACAAUGUUCUACAUGUAAAAGUCAAAGAUUCUCCUUACUCGAUAUUGAAGUUUUGAUUUGAUAAGAAUGACUGUAGCUUCAAAUUAAUAUUGGACCCAAAUUGGACAAAGCUGGAGCUUGCCUAAGGACAGGAUAAAAUUAUGAAAAGACUUGAUGUUGUGCCAUUGCUGUAAAAAUAAUGCAAGGUAUGUCAGGUGAUUGCCAGAUACUGUUGACAUAUUUCAAACUUUCUAGUUAUCACGUGUUCCUGGAUCAUAAUAAGAUUAGUGUAAUUACUCAAAUGCACGUACAUUUUUUAAAUGUUGACUAUGGCAGGGUUUGAUCUAUUGGUAUUGCCAAUUAUCAUGCCGUUGAUCUCAAGGGAUUUGCAAGAAGUUUUAUUUUGGAAAAGAUUUAAUUUUGUGUGCCUACUGAGGUGUGUUACCAUGCAUUACUUGUCAGUUUAGGCUACGUGUAUUUUCAAAAUUCUUCUGUUUUUAAAAUGCAGUGGUUGAAUUUUUGUGGUCAUCCUGCAUUCACACUUUCAUUUUUUGUAGGCCUUGGUAUUUUCAUGAUCAUGUUUGAUUCUUCGUUAACCUGACAUUUCAUGGUACACAUAAAGUUUGAUGGUAGAUCCACAUCUCCUUGUAAAGUCAUCAUUUGCUUUGCCUUUGGUUGGAAUUGUAAUUAUUCAUGAAACAGAAACAGUACACAAAGUCUGAUGAAAUGUAGAUGCAUGUACAGUAAAUGUACAGCCGUGAAUGAAUCAUUUGAUACUACUUAUUAUUGUGUGUAGACAUUAUAUCACUUUCCAAAAUAAAAUCACUUAUGGUCAUUCAAUAUACAUGCAUUAAA
Molecule: messenger RNA, 1879 nt
Organism: Acanthaster planci (crown-of-thorns starfish)
Lineage: Eukaryota; Metazoa; Echinodermata; Asteroidea; Valvatida; Acanthasteridae
Product: SKA complex subunit 1-like
Biological process (GO): mitotic cell cycle; cell division; regulation of microtubule polymerization or depolymerization
Cellular component (GO): spindle microtubule; mitotic spindle; outer kinetochore
Molecular function (GO): microtubule binding
Source: RefSeq, a predicted model, not a curated record